Molecule: messenger RNA, 1017 nt
Organism: Jatropha curcas
Lineage: Eukaryota; Viridiplantae; Streptophyta; Magnoliopsida; Malpighiales; Euphorbiaceae
Source: RefSeq, a predicted model, not a curated record
AUGCAAGUUCAAGAGGAGAGCUUAGAACAAAGAGAGAAUAUUUUCCAUACUAGAUGUUUGGUCCUUGCAAGAGUAAGACAAGCAGGUGAAAAGGGUGCCAUUGCUCCAUUGGAUGGUAACAGGAUGAGGUCACUUGUGAUGUUAGUACUUGCUAGCUGGCAUAUCCUUCUAGGAGCCCCAUGGCAAUGUCCGACAGGCGAGUCCAGCAUGAAGGUACACCAACCGGAUUCUCCCUUACCUAAUUUGGGUAAACAUGUGGUUCCUAAGCUCUUUGCACCACCAAGUGAGGAGUUUUCAUGGCUUGGCAAGUUUCUACAGGAGGUUUGUGAAGGACUUCUCUACUAUAGUAGCCCCACUGACAGAGUUUUACCUGACUUUGAUAAAACAUUUGAGAUUGAGUGUGACGCUUCUGGUGUAGGCAUUGGUGUAGUGUUGAUGCAGGAGAGAAAGCCUAUUGCUUAUUUUAGUGAGAAACUCAAUGGAGCGCAAAUCAAUUAUUCAACCUAUGACAAGGAGCUAUAUGCGCUAGUGAGAGCAUUGGAGGUAUGGCAACAUUAUCUUCUACCCAAAGAAUUUGUCAUACACACUGACCAUGAGUCUUUAAAGCACCUCAAGGGACAAGUUUCCUUUUGUGAUAAAUACAAAGAAGAAAAUAUUAUGGCUGAUGCACUUUCUAAGAGGUAUGCUUUAAUUACUACUCUUAAUGCUAAGUUGUUAGGAUUUGAGCAUAUAAAAUCCUUGUAUGUUGAUGAUGAUGACUUCGGUCUUAUUUGGAGUGCAUGUGAACAUGGGUCCUUUAACAAGUUCUUUAGGCAUGAGGGGUUUUUAUUCAAGGGGAAUAAACUUUGUAUACCCAAAUGUUCUAUGCGUGAAUUGCUUGUGUUAGAAUCACAUUGUGGGGGACUUGUGGGGCAUUUUAGGGUUCUUAAGACAUAUGAUAUACUUGCUGAACAUUUCUUUUGGCCACAAAUGCGUAGAGAUGUAGAGAAAUUGUGUGGUGUGUGCAUUUGUGCAUAA